ACCCCAAGGGUCCUUCAUUGCACAGUUCAAUAUGUUUGCAACUCUGAAAAUAAAGAUCUGUCCAACUAAAAUAUUUCAAAGAGGCAUUGGUGUGUGAUGUGAUGAUCGAUGAUAAUUGAGAUUAUUAUCACUGCAGCAACUUUCCUGUUCUAACUUUUGGAACAUGUUUCACUCCGACUGGCUAUUUUACAUAUGUAUUCAAAAUGAGCUCAGAGGUGUGCCCAUUCUGUGGGAAAACUUACAAAAGGCUAAAGAGUCACCUGCCACAUUGCAAGGCAGCAGGAAGCUCCAAACCACCUCCAACCCAACAUCAUGUGACGGCACAACAGACACCAUCCUCUCAGGUGGCAGCAGCAAAGGAAAAGGAGUUAAUGCAAACACCAUCAGUGACAACAGAUCUACAUACAAAGAAGAGUAAAAAGGUGUCUGUGGUAUCUGAACCACUGCAGUCUCCAACAUCAGCAACACCUACUGAGAAUGAAAAUACAUCUUCAUCAAAGCUAUUGUCCCUGAAUUCUGAAUCGCCUCCACCAUCAGCUAAGAAGAAAAAACACAAGCUCUCUGAUCAAAUUAAAAUGGCCGGCUCUUCCUCUCCCACCCUCUCUAAGCCAAACAAGAAGAGUCUCCUUGCAGUGAUAGAAGCUGCAAAGUCCAAACGUGUUUUUAAGGAAUUCCUGGAAGAAACCGGAUCUGUAUCAGAAGACCUGCUGUCAGGUUUAACCGAUCAUCUCAACUCCAGAACCACAGCACAACCAGAGACCAGAAUGAAUCCAGACAGCACCAGUCCUGCCCAUAUGUCUACAAACAUUAAACCCAAAGAUGUCCAUAAAAAGAAGGCAUCAAAGACAAAGAAGAAAAAUACAUCGGACCCUUCGGAUGCUAAAAUAAGGGAAAAUAGCAGCAAGAGACCCAGUGCAAGAGACAGCUUCUGCAUAGACAACAAUGGGGAGGUUGAGGACUUACCUCUGAGUAAGAUGUUCUUGAAUUCAGAAAGUGGUCACCAGGCCAGGAUCACUCUGCAGGAUGUUAAAGCCAUGUUACGUCGAGCUAAAACCACCGGUCAGUCCAGCAGGGCAAGCAUGCUCAGUCAGACUGAAACUGUUGAUGACCUCCACAGCAAAAGCAGACCUGGUACUAGUCUCAGUCCAGUAGCAGUCUCAGCAGAAAACCAAAAAGACAGCAGCUUGGUAACAACUAAAACGAUGUCAGAGCAGCUGCCCAGCACUAGUUCACAACACACACAGCUGCACUCAGUUAAGAAAAAAAGUUCACAGUCUUUAAUCCCUGUGCAAAGUGAUUGUUCCCCUCAGCCCAAACUGGCCCACCCUGUUUCUCCCCUCCUCUCUGCCCUUGUAUCAUCUCAGGUGAGCCAACCUAUACCUGUUUCACAUCCAGUCAACAUAAACGAGGGGCUGAAGGUGGGCCAUCACAGGGCAGGACCCCUCUCAAUAUCACCAUCACCCACACAGUUUUCCAGUCCUCACCCUUUCCUGCUUGCCCCACCCGUGAGGAUGGAGGCAUUGCGACCUGAUGAAGGUCUGACGCCAGAGAAGUCGCAGCUCGACGUCAGGAAACAAAGCGCUGCUCACAGUCAAACUGAAGGUGGACUGGCACUGCGGCAUCUUGGACAGGUGAGGCUGAGGGAGUUGCCUGAGUGGCUGGCCUGCAAAACCCCCAGAUGUCCAAGAGAUGCCUUGGAAAUGGUCCACAGAGGCUGGCAGUGGUAUUACAGGAGGUAUAUUGAUGUUAAGAAAGGAGGUGUAAGUGGAGUGGGCAUGUUGUUAGCAGGAUACUGUGUGCUCAGCUACAUCUGGAGCUACCCUCACAUAAAACGUGAUCGCUGGAGGAAGUACCACUGAGGUCAGGGGAGGGUGUUCCACAAGUGGGACUCUGAAGUAAGCGGCACAUUUGGCAGAAAGAUCAUUGUUGUUCAGGUUAAACACACAACAUGUUAAUUAGUGAGCAUUAGUAGGCAGAUUUUGUUAGCAUUUGACAGAGCCAGGCUCACUUUUACCUGUUUUCAGUCUUUAUCCUAGCUAAGCUAAGCAGCUACUGGUUGGUGCCUUGUAUUUCUCAGACAUGAGAGCAUGAAGUCAGUUUUCUUAUGUAACUCUUCUUCAGAAUGUGAAUUUGCCUAAGAUGUUGAACUGUUCCUUCCUCCAGUACUAGUAGUUUCACUCUCAUCUGACUUCAGAAAGCCAGCUGGUGUUUCACUGCAAUUUAGAUGCGUUUGAGACAAAUUUCUGAUGUAUUUAUCUGUAUUUAUCUUAUUUAGUUUUAUAUUGGGGAGGGAAUACAUAGAGAACUACUAAAAUGACUUGUUUAGGUUUUCUGUGACCAAAACCAGUUCUGGUUCCAUCUUGAGAUGGAAUCACUUCAGUUUAUGGUGAGAGGAAUUAUGUGGACAUCUGUAGCCAUGUAUUGCAGCCCCGCUGUGUGCCCCAGGGACUCCACUAGGUGUCACUGUUGGGUUGUGUUACCAAAGCCAAAAGGGCUUGGCAGUCAAAUAUUUGCUAUGCAGAGUUUUCUUAGCGCCUUUGUGCAGAGGCACUGGUGCUGGGGUCCAUGAGAGGAUUAGAGGGAACCAAUAGAUUUUUAAGAUGAUAAAAUCUCACUGUGGCAGCUGAGCUGUGGAAAAACAUGAAAUUUGAAAUGUCCUGACUCAGUAUCUUAGAAAAGAUCUUAUGUGUAUAGCAGAGGGUCACAAAUCUGUUGUUCUCUUGCAAAAUGUUUCUCCCAUCACAUGAUGUUAUCAUGCUUGCUUAGUCCGUCAGUGCCAGAAUGUGAACGCUCGCAGAAUAGUAAUGGAGGAGGGAUGAAGGAGGUUCUCAGCCAGACUGGACCAGUUUGUUACUGUGUUCAAAAUGAAUUUAUUGUUGCCUCUCUUAGCUGCUGUAGUGAACACACAUUAGCUACAAAUCAAGAAAUGACCAUUUUUGUAAUGUUUUUUCUUGGCGCUGUUUUUUAGCCAACACAAUAAAAAAUAAGUUUGUCCUUCUUUAACAUUCUUUUUUCUCUAUACAAAAUUAUAAAUAUUUUGUUUCACUUUUCAUUUUUAUACAAAAUAAACUAUACAAAUCAAGUGAGACAAAACAGUGAAAAUAAAGACAGAAAAACAAACUAGGAGGGGAGGGAGGGGGCACAGUCUGUUCGUACCAGGCCCUCAGACACUGAUGUGCAUCCACAUAACACAGCCGUACAUGCACAACAAACUUUCUUGUGGAUGUAAGUGCUACAGAGGUACAAAAUCUUGCAAGCAACCACGUUAACUUACCAAUGUCACCUUACGUUUGCAUGCCAUUAGAGAUUUCCCUUCCAAGCACAGGGCCCAGUUUUCUCAGUGUAUGCUAGUAGAUGUGGGCUGCAGUGGCUACUGGCAUUCAUACACUCAAAAAACAGAUGUGUUCCCUAACACCCCAUAUCAAAGGCCUUCAGUUUGCUCCUAUAGCCUGUUGGCAAGUAUAUUUCACAGACACAUUUAUAAGAGAACGGUGGCACUAUCCAGAAACAACCCAGAGAGAAAUUAACCUAAGCUUUGGUCCUGUUUUGAGUUUGGCAGAAAUCACCCUUUCUUGCUUACACUAUAGUGCAGAUUUCUAUAAACGUUUUCACAUAAUUGUUAUACCAAACACAUAAAUGCAUGGCCAGUAUUUAGGAUUAAUUCUUUAUCAAAAUGUAAUAUGACAGUAAGUUAGGUUUUGGCUCCAAAAGUUAAAUGAAAACUCAAAAGUACUCAGACAAAACCAAAGUUAUUUUAGCUGCACAGUUUCAGGAUUUUGUAAACAGCUCAACUAACUAAGCUCUGAGGGUGAUUCUGGACAAUACUGUACCCUCUCCUAUUAAUUUUGGUUGUGCUGCUAAGAGGGAAAUGAGUGGAACUGAAUAGGGGGGGGAAACAACCCCUGGGGUAUGAGCGAACAAAGUCAAGAGUAUGGCAAUUGAACAACCAAACUACAUGAAAACGCAGUUGCAGACCAGUGUGUGUGUGUAUGCAGAUUAACAAGCACAUGAUUUUAAAGUAAUCAAGCAAGAUAUGACCAAUAUAUAAUUAAAGGCAGACAAACCUACGCACAGUCAGUGACCCUACAAGGUCAUUUACGGUAUCAUCAUCCUUACAAAACUUGGGAACACAUCACAAUGAACAAAACGGUUGUCUUUUUAAUGUCAUUUGAAAACAUUUGAAAUUAAAAAUCUAAAUAAAAAGAUAAACAUAUUGCAACAUGACUUCCUCAAUCUGAGGACUUUGCUCCACUGACACAAACACACUGAAAUGAUAGAAGUGGUCGAGAUCGAGAUUUGUCCGGUGUCUGUGUCAGGGCUUGCAUACCUUUAAGGUACAAAAGAAAAAUGCCAAGGAAAAUGUGACUUAAGCACCAAAACAAAAGCACUGUCAGGUACCGUGUAUGUCUGUGUGACAACUAUGACUGAUUUCUAGUGUGACGAAGAGGUUACCCUUGUUAAAGGCAGCAGAAAGAAGUAAAAUAUAUUUUGGUUCUGUUCCAAAUGUUCUCAUUGUGUUUAGCCUAGCGUACUGUACACUGCAGCUUCAUAAUCAUAUAGUUCCUGAAGUAAGUAAUAGCAGGUUUAGUGCAAUUUUUCUAUGUAAAUGUGUCUCCACUGAGCUUACCCUAAGAAAAACCUCUGGCUCUGAAUCAUAACCUACUUACCACGUUGUACUAAAGCAUAUGUGUGUGUGAACUGUUUCAUGUUUGUAAUGCAGCAAGGAAACAAGUGAAUGGAUAUUUUUGAAUAGAGCUUCUUCAUGUAAACAUUUUAAAAUAAAGACCUAAAAUUAGGCACAGAGUCGCCAUUUUGGCCCUGUUUUUCAGCAUAGGUGGCAGGAGUAAUUAGCUGGCACGAAAUAUUCAUGGUGUGUGUAAAUGUGUGUGAAGAGAGGGACAUUUGUAUUGAAGCUACUGAGUCCCUACCCUUUUAAAACAAUGUUUUAAAAAAACAAACAAAAAAAAGAGAUCAUGUUCCAUCUGUUAGUCCACUGCAUUGCACACAUUCCCGGAUCUUUAUAGGUAAUUAUAAGUGCCAGUAUUCACCUUGAUGGAGUCACUAACUCCUGCCUCAUCCUGGACCCCCCCCC
Monopterus albus (swamp eel) is the source of this 5092-nucleotide messenger RNA. RefSeq lists its product as uncharacterized. The record is from RefSeq and is a predicted model, not a curated record. Gene Ontology annotation, cellular component: proton-transporting ATP synthase complex. Gene Ontology annotation, molecular function: proton-transporting ATP synthase activity, rotational mechanism. Lineage: Eukaryota; Metazoa; Chordata; Actinopteri; Synbranchiformes; Synbranchidae. The coding region runs from base 204 to 1859 and encodes 551 amino acids. Gene Ontology annotation, biological process: proton motive force-driven mitochondrial ATP synthesis. The transcript is spliced from 5 exons.